AUGGAUUCCUGCGAUAAGAAUGGCGCUGAGCCAUCCCAGCACGUUGAUGUGGCUGAGGUGCUGGCCUUCAUCAACAAGUUGAAUGCGGCUGCGACCGACAAAGCCAUGCCAUCUAACUUACAUUCAUCCUCAGAGCCUUUGGUGAUUAAGGGAGAUGGUAUAGUAGAUCGGUUGUUUUUGUUGCUUGUGAACAUUUGGGAGCUAACAGCGGAAUACAGGCCCGAGGACUACACCGGUGGCAGAUAUGGAAGCAAGGCUCAUACUGCCUGGGUCUAUAGGCUGAAGCAGGACUGGGAAGAGCUCAUGAAAAAUUUGGGUAUCAAUGAAACCGUAACAAAGGACAGAGACAGGUUGACGUUGCAAGAAUAUUUUCUGCACUCCUUUGGUAACCCUGUCCGCAUAGAUUACGGAACUGGCCACGAGAUGCAAUUUGCAUUGUUUCUUAAGAAGCUAUAUGACUGCGGUGUUAUAAAGGACGAUGAUUUAUCUGACGUGGUACUAAGGGUCAUGUCGAGUUAUUUCCGUCUAGUACAGCAUCUCAUAGAUAGAUACAACCUCGAGCCCGCUGGAAGCAAAGGAGCAUGGGGUAUCGACCACUUUCAAUUUUUACCCUUUUUACUGGGUUCUGCGCAGCUGAUAUCUAACGAAGCAAUAAAACCGCAACAGGUGGUGAAUUGCGAUAGUGUGCAGCCUCAAAUAGAGAAAUAUAUCUUUAUACAGACCGUGGACUACAUAAAGAGGAAGAUCGGAAGGGUGUCUUUAGAGAUUGCUUCUCCUAUGCUUUAUGGAAUUUGUACGUCGUGUACCUGGCAAAGGAUCAAUUCCGGUUUGCAAGAGAUGUAUAAGAACGACGCCGCCCACCUCAUGGCGACUAUGGACCGCGUAUUCACGCUUGGCAUAUGUGCCAUGGCCAAUAAGGUGGAGAGCGCUCCAAUGCAAUCGAUAUUAGGAUACCUGAAAGCUACUGGUGACUUUGAAAUCAUAAUAUUCUCAGAGGAGACUAUAUUAAGCCGGCCGAUCACAGAAUGGCCUAUAGUAGAAUGCCUUAUCGCAUUCUACUCUACAAAUUUCCCUCUCGAAAAGGCCAUAGAUUAUGUGAAGCGCUACAAACCAAUUGUUCUCAACGAUGUAGAACGACAACGUGUAUUCAGAUCACGUUUAGAUGUAUACCGUGAACUUCAGGCAUGCCAUGUACCACACCCAAAUUACGUGGUGGUAGACCACGAAGCAGUAAAACAGGGUAAGGCAACAUUCGAGGAACAUUACGAUUACAUCGUAUACAAUAAUGUUAAAAUCAACAAACCGUUUAUCGAAAAGUCGCUGGAUGCUGAUGACCACAAUAACUGGAUAUACUACCCAACCAACACUGGUGGAGGUUGUAAGAAGUUGUUUCGUAAAGUACAGGACAGGAGUUCACGAUACUGUGCUGAUGUACAGAGCGUUCGAAGAGAUGGGACAUAUAUCUAUGAAGAGUUCAUGUCAACGUUCGGUACAGACAUCAAGGUCUACACUGUAGGAUGUAUGUUCGCUCAUGCGGAAGCUAGAAAGUCACCUGCUUUAGACGGCAAGGUCGAUCGUAACAAGGAUGGUAAGGAGUUACGCUUUCCCGUGAUAUUAACAGCUAAAGAAAAGGUUAUAGCAUAUCGUAUUGUCGAGCAUUUCGGUCAGGCGGUAUGUGGUUUUGACAUUUUACGUACAAUCAAUGGUCCCUACGUCUGUGACAUCAAUGGGUGGUCUUUUGUGAAGCACAGCCGUCAUCACAUGGACUUAAGUCAAAUCAUACGUAUCAUGUUUUUACUUAAGCUACAACUCAAAUACAACAUCACCCUUGGCAAUGUCAUCCCAGCACACAUUGUGACUAGCGAGACCACUGAAGCUCUGAAGAAGACAUUCGCCAAUAUUGAACAAAAUGUCGAUAGAGUACAGUCGCAAGAAGAAUUGUGUUCAGUGGUUGUUGUGAUGAGGCAUGCGGAUCGCAAGCCUAAGCAAAAACUGAAGACUUUGACUUCGCAUCCUCUGAUUUUGCAAUAUUUCAGCGACACUAACGAAAAACAAAUCACACUAAAGUCGCCAGAGGAGAUGGCAAAGUUUACCGAGAUUAAUGCGGCGAUAUUAGAGCAGCUGAAUGAGGAAUAUGAAUCUGAGGCUUCAAGGAGCGACGAGGAGGAGAGGAAUGAUGAAUCCGGUCGUUCAGCUGAUCCCCGUAUGGCCGAGCUGAGCGAACAAUUAGCGUUGCAUACGGAGUUGCAGAAUGUCCUUAACUUUUCUGAUGAAUUUGCCGGGAUCAAUCAUAAAAUCCAGCUGAAGGCAAAGUUCGGGGAAAAUGGUCAGGUCAAUAAAGUUCUUAUAGUGGCAAAAUGGGGAGGUGAACUUACCCAUGUAGGUGAAUGUCAAGCCGAAGAUCUUGGACGACGUUUUAGGCAAUCGUUGUACCCGAUCGAUUGCACCGGCUUGGUUCGUCUCCACAGCACGUAUCGCCAUGAUUUCAAAAUAUUCACCUCAAUUGAAGGUAGAUGUCAACUAACCAGUGCAGCUUUCACCAAGGGUAUGUUGGAUUUGGAAGGUGAAUUGACACCAAUUUUGGUUGCUAUGACAAUCCGUGACAAGAAAGCUCAGACCUUGUUAGAUGAUAACAUCGAAGUUCGUGAACGUAACGAAUGUAAGAACCGUCUAAGGAUACUAAUGGAGAAUUGGGAGGAUAAGGAAGAAGUCGAGAGACUACUUGAGGCGAUUGGAGAGGACCAGGCUAAAUACUACCGUCGAGCCGUUGAAGACAUGACAUUCCGUAAAUCGGAUAUGCAUCGUCUGAAUGCUUUACUCAACGAUUUCAUGAACUCCUUGGAACACGAGAUGACGAAAUGGAUGUAUUUGUACUCUGUAGACGAAUAUGCUACAAGGGUAUUGCACAUUUUGCAGGAGGUGAAAUCGAGAUGGAAGACAUUGACUGGGAAGCUUUGCAAGGGGCCUGAUAAUCAGUUUCAAUACACCGUUAUCGCUGAUAUUGUGGAUAACCUUCGGUACGACUUAAUACACCACCAUACUUACCUAGGUGUGGGUCUAGAUACAGCGUUUGAGAUCUACAAUUUGGUAGAACCUUUGUCUGCGGUAUUAUCUCCUUGCGAAUAUGGUGUUACACCGACUGAGCGUCUGACCAUAGGUGUGAAGGUUGCUGGAAAGCUGCUUCAAAAAAUCGUUCAUGAUGUAACACUUCACAAAAACACUUGUGAUGAUUCAAACAAAUCGCUACAUCAGCAGCGUAACCGUGAUAAGUUAUAUGCCAAAUUGGUUGAGCAAAGUGUUAUGGAGCACAAAAGGUACAAUUCGAUACCCACGGAACUAGGUAGCUGUUAUGGUGAAAAUCCAUCUACUGAGCGUUUGAACACCGAGUCUGGUGUGGAUGAAGAAGAAUUAGGCAUGGAAAAAUAUCUCAACCAGCCAACAACAGAUCCGCUGAAGAAAAUCUCAGUUAUAGCUUCUACCUCUGCCAGUGCUGCCGCGGUAGCUGCAAACAGCCUUGCGGUUGACUCUGAUAGUGUGAAAAAGAUGAGUAAGUACCCCAAUAUGACCUUUAUUGGUGGUCUUCGUCCAAGUGAGAUGAACAUGUUUACCAGUCGAACACAUAUGGAAGAGGUUUGGGACCUUGUUUCAAGUGGUGCCGAUUUGGAUGAGCCUGUGGAGAUAAAUUCCACAGUAGUUUCUUCUGGAACAAAAGCUAAAACACGCGUGGAUGUGUCACGUGAUGACCCGAGUAGCACAUCAAGUGGUGAUGAUGGUGAUAUUGUGCGUCAAGAAUUCAGUGAAGCUCGUAAUAUGAGCUCCCGCAUGUCACAUCGUAUGGUGCGCUCCAGGUACUACGUCACCUCGGCCUCUAUCCUGUUCUCUUUAUUGAACUUCCUGAAAUAUGCACAUUACCUGGAUGACAACCCAGAUGAGGCGAAACCCCUUGUACAAUACAAUACAAGGGACUUGCACUACCUUUCUCACGUUGUUUUACGUGUCUGGUGGAGCUAUGAUGAUAAUAAAAAGGCUGUCCAUCGCCUGGAGAUCAUGGUGAGCCCUGGAGCGCGUGAUGGUUUCGGUCAGAACUACGGUAUUUUGGCUGAAAACGCGAGGUCACAGAAAUAUAAGUACCGUAGGCAUAUUUCAAGGUUCAACCUUGAUUAUGUACAUGGUCGGGUAUUUUGUAAGCAUUGUGGAGAUGCGAUAGACCCCGAAUUUGUUCGGGCACAGUUCAUGGAGAAUGUUCUUGUCAAGUCGUCGGACAAAACUGGUGUCAGACGUUCAGCAUCCACUACUCAUUUACCAACUACAACCGUCGAAUCGGAUCUGUUAGACAGCAAAGUGUCAAAGGAAUGGGGAUUGACUGUUGCUAAAUCUGAUACUCAUGAUACCUAUCGCAAAGGAUCCCGGUGGUAUCGCUGUCAGCGUUGCGCCGCUGAGGUUUCAGAGACUCCCGGGGAAGAGAUGGUCAAUAGAACCCUACGUAGCAGCCAGGUAUCAUCAGAUCCUAAAGAGCUUAACUUGACUAUGAGGAGCAGUUCUUCUUCAUGCGAGGCAUCUUUUUCACCAGUCCGAGACAUCACUAGAAAGACGAUGAACCUAAGUAUCGGGAACUCAGCUGUCCCGCCAUAUUGCGAGCUUAGCAGGUUGGCCGUGAUCAACUCCAACUGUGAUAUCAAUCGAUUUGAGCAUUUGGUGAAUAAGGUGAGUUAA
Molecule: messenger RNA, 4713 nt
Organism: Babesia sp. Xinjiang
Lineage: Eukaryota; Apicomplexa; Aconoidasida; Piroplasmida; Babesiidae
Product: Inositol hexakisphosphate and diphosphoinositol-pentakisphosphate kinase
Exons: 9
Coding region: 1-4713 (1570 amino acids)
Biological process (GO): inositol phosphate biosynthetic process; inositol metabolic process
Molecular function (GO): 5-diphosphoinositol pentakisphosphate 1-kinase activity; phosphatase activator activity; diphosphoinositol pentakisphosphate kinase activity
Source: RefSeq, a predicted model, not a curated record